Amoebophrya sp. A120 is the source of this 2764-nucleotide messenger RNA. The record is from the annotation of a GenBank genome assembly. Lineage: Eukaryota; Dinophyceae; Syndiniales; Amoebophryaceae.
AUGGUCCGCGCCUACCUGGCCCUCAAACAGCCCGCGGCGGAAGAGCGCCAAAUUGCCGAACUCGUCUGGUGGCACAGCAUGAAAGCCACCGAAUAUCGCCGGCGCGCCCUGCAGGUCGACGCGGCGGCACUAGGAUUCGAUCAGUCGGAAAGAGAAGACACUAGCACCAAUAUGAUCCGUUUUCUGUUCACGAAUCCUGAGACGGGUAUUCCAUUGAAGUGGAAUCUGUACCCGAUGUUGCUCCCCGGCUCGCUGCCCCUGAUCGAAUUGCUGGACAAUCUGGCCAGGGAGUUCCAUCGGAUGCCGUGGCUUCUGUCCUCAACCGAUUCUCCUGAGCAGGACUGUGCAACCGGUGAACGGCGGCUGCAAGAAAUACCAGAUGAAGAAACUGCGUCAACCGGUGGUCGUGCAACUAAUCCAUCAUCUGCAUCUGGUAAAACAAGUGACGCGACUACGGAAGGUGACCAAGGGAAUGAGGAAACAAGCCACUCCGGUACACCAGCAACUACAGCAAUUACGCCGACCACGACCUCAAGCAUCUGUCCCCCGUGCGGGGUCGUUGAUUACCAAGUCGAAUGGUUUCACGAACAGGUCUUUCUCUCUCGGUUCGUGGAGGACGCUACCGCCGCUCUGGAGGCACUGCAGCGGGAACGAGAGCGCACGGCGGAAAGAACUACAGAUCACGUGGCAGAUCGGAACGGUACAACUGGAGCUGGUGGAAAUGAUGUAUCUUCAGUAGAGCAACAUCCAAUAGAAACCGACCGCGCAGAAGACCAUGAGGACAACCACACCGAUCCGCCUCCGCCUCCGCCGUCCACCGCGACAAAAACGACGCUUUCACCGUUUCACCAAAAGACGCACGCCUUCCACCACGACCCGCAUGUGCGGUCCUGGAUACCCUACGGCCUCGACCGCACCGACGAGGCCUGGGCCGUCGUUUUGACGGGACUGCCGGAGGUGGAUGAACUGGGUAGAACCGACGACCAGGAGGAGAGAAUUACAAGUAGUGGCUCUGGUAACUACGACGAUGAAAAAGAGGAAAAACCCGGACAAACAUCUUCAUCAGAGAAGCAGCAGCAAAACCAAGAUAGCGAGCAGGACGAUGAGCAAGACGAGACUGCAUUCCACACCGCGCUGCGGAAUUUGCACGUCUAUGUGACGGCCAUCCGCGUGCUCGCGCACUCCGUCCUAAAGCGCGCCCGCAUACGACGUCCGUUUCUCGUGCUGCACAACUACAAAGGACCAGACGAUGCAGUAGACAACACGAGCGACAAAAACGCCGCAGCUAGUUCAUCAUCUACGUCAGAAAGUGGAGGCAAACGCAAAAAUACUAAAGCAUCCAAGCGGACGGACUACAUUAUGCAGUACUUUCUGAACCUUCUGCGCAGCGACGGCCUGGAGCCGGUGUACGUGGAGCCGCCGGCGGUCGAGGACCUGCCGCGGUCCCUCCGGCAGCGCGGCGACGAUGAGCACGCGGACAAGGAGCAGAAGUGGCGGCGGCUGCUGGGCGAUUCGUGGUGGGCGAAGACGCGGCUGUGGCAGAUGACGGAGUACAAACGGAUUGUCUACCUGGACGCCGACAUGCUGGUCUUGCAAAACCUGGAGAAUUUGUUCACCAUGGAGAACGUGGACUUCGCCCUUCCGGUGUACGAGGACAGCGUAAUCGGGUUGAUGGUGAUCAGACCGAACCUCUCGCUGUACAACACCAUGAUAGACACGCUGCAGCACGUGGCCCCGUUCAUCGACGCAAACUUGCGGUCCCUCGAUCAAAGCUUUCAGCAUUUCUUCUGGUACUAUGCGGGGCUGCAGGCCGCGGGCUACGCGGUUUUUUCUCCAGACACAGGCGCAUUCCUGCACUGCGAUCAGGAGCAAGUUGAGGACCACGAGAGUAUAGCAGAAGUAAAAAACGUUGACGUUCCUACUCCUAGAACGCAAAAUAAACCCUAUCUCCAGCCCCCAAAGGUGGUAGAGUCCUUAUCAGAGCGGAAAAACCUCCGCGACUACAACAGCAGCACGUCCGUGCAGCUCCAGUUUGCAUCGAAAGCAGAAAGAGGACACCAAGAUGAAACAAGCCACAGCGCAACCGUAGAGGUACAACCACCUGUUGAACAAGAUGAGACAGAAGCAGGUAGGUCGAAAACAGCGUCGAAGCCGCACCAGGCACUCGCUUCUGACGAGCAAAUACUUCGCGAGCAGACGGCGCUGUUGGAACAAACGCAGUACAAAGUCUGUGUGCUCUCCCUGGAGUAUCACCUGGCCGUCACCUAUCCAGCAGUGCACAAGUUGGUCCGCUACCCGGACCGAUUCGCGGACUCCGCCGAGCUAGUCUACAAGGUGCUUGCGCAAGUUGAACAACACGCAAAACUGCUACACUGGCCGGGGGAGCGCCGAAAGCCCUGGAUGCACUGGAGCCAGGUUGCGCGCACGCCCUAUGACGCGCUUUGGUGGAUCGAGUACCAAAAUGUCGAGCACAUGGACCGCCGCACAGCAAACCCGGCUGUCCGCUUCCGCUGUGGAAGUGACUAAAUUUCAGUCACUUCCAGAAGACUGUCGAUCUUUUAGAGAGAUCGACAACAUUCUACGAGAAUACCAUGCACAUGCUGCCGGUAACUUCAGAUAUUCACUUACGUUUGUACUCCUUUUAGACUUGCACUUCGCUCUCAUUUGAUUCUGUAUCUCGCCGACCUCUUCUAAUCUAUGUCAACAGUUUGCUACAGUGCAAUCAUCCCAGGAGGAGGAGGUAGCCAACAGCUGACGAAGGUUU